Molecule: messenger RNA, 2616 nt
Organism: Lolium rigidum
Lineage: Eukaryota; Viridiplantae; Streptophyta; Magnoliopsida; Poales; Poaceae
Exons: 2
Coding region: 37-2616 (859 amino acids)
Source: RefSeq, a predicted model, not a curated record
AAUGAGAAGGGGGAGCUGAUCAAGAGCGACAAGCUCAUGCUGGACCUGAACAAGUAUAUCCUGCUGCUGGCGACGCUGGUGGCGACGGUGACGUACGCGGCGGCGUUCAGCCCGCCAGGCGGUGUCUGGCAGGAGACAGACACCUCCAUGGACCGCCUCGCCGGCGACUCCAUCAUCCGGGCAACCAACCCCCGCCGGUACCUGUCGUUCUACUACUGCAACGCCACGGCCUUCGCGUCGUCGCUCGUGGUCAUCGUCCUCGUCCUCUCCCUCGCCCUCCUGCAUGAGAAGAAGAACUACUUGAUCAACGUCAGGCCGCUACAGGCUUUCAUGGUGCUGGACCUGCUGAGCUUAAUGGGGGCCUACGCCGCCGGCACCUGCCGGGACAAGGUCACCACCAUCUACUCCUUGGUGCUUGUGGGUAUCGCCGUCGCCUGCCUCGUUGUCCAGAUGGGGGUGGCAUGGUUCUCGGCGGAUCCAGAGGUCCCCGCUACCGCAGCCAACAAGAACCGUGCUACCGCACCGGUCUCGUCAGAUCCGCGCCGCUACUCACAGGACCCUGCUACCGCAACCAACGAGAAACGGCUCCGGAAAGUACUGAUGCUGCUCGCGACGUUUGCGGUGAGCAUCACCUACGUUGCCGGGAUGAGCACGCCGGGUGGCUUCUGGGACGCUGGAAGCGGCCACAGCCCGGGCCAUGCUAUCCUCAAGGAUAGCCACGGCGCGCGCCUGACGGUGUUCCUGUACUGCAACACCACAUCGUUCGUCGCAUCGCUGCUCAUCAUCGUGGUGCUUCUCGACACCAGGAAGCCUCGCUUAUAUCCGGCAUACGGCUGCAUCACCGCCGCGCUGAUCAGCCUCGUCGGCGCGUACACUGCUGGCAGCUGCAGGGAGACCGACACCACAGUCUAUGUCUCCAGCCUGGUUGGUGCCGUGCUGGUAUUCAUUAUACUCCUCCAAGUUGCAGUUGCCAAAGGUAACUACAGUAACUUCUUAUUCUUCUCUUGUUCCUCCUCCUCCGCACCAGAUUCCCGUUUGCAAAUUGCAACUGACACCUGUUCCUCUUCAAUUACUAGGAAGGCAGCCGACAAGGCUAGCUCACUUGUUCUAUUGCUGGCCACUCUUGCGGCGACCAUCACUUACCAGGCGGGGCUAAGCCCGCCAGGUGGCGUUUGGCCGGAUAAUAGGGAUGGCCACAUGGGUGGCGACCCGAUCCUGCUGACGACGAACGCUAGGCGGUUCAAGGCCUUCUUCUACUGCAACUCCAUCGCCUUCGUGGCAUCCUUGGUCGCCAUCAUCUUGGUCCAGAGCAAACAGCUUCGUAAGACCCACGUGCUGGAGGCAGCCAUGAUACUGGACUUGUUUGGCCUUAUCGGUGCCUACGCCGCCGGGAGCUGCCGGGACGUAAGCAGCUCCAUUUACGCCAUGGCAUUGGCAGGUGCUGUCCUGGUCUAUGUGGUGAUCCAUGUCGUCUUCUUCACGUUGAACCAUGCAGACACCAUAACUCAAGAGGAAAUGGACUUGGUGGAGAAGAGGCGCAAGGGGCUGCUCCUCUUCGCUGUCUUGGCUGCGACUAUCACUUACCAAGCCGGGUUGACCCCUCCGGGCGGCUUCCGGCUCGAGGACGACGAUGGAUCCAGCGGCCACUAUGCAGGUGACCCGGUCCUCUUAUACAACUCUACCCGCCGUUACACUGCCUUUUUCUACUGCAACUCGGUGAGCUUCAUGUUGUCCAUGGCCCUCAUCAUACUGCUCGUGAACCGGCAUCUAUACAGGCCGGCCAUACGAAGCUAUGCGCUCGCUAUUUGCACGGCAGCGGGCAUGUUUUGUCUGAUGGGGGCCUAUGCUGCCGGAAGCACUCAGCAUCUCAAAACAUCCAUCUACAUCUUCGUCCUGAUGGCUGCGGUCAUCUUCGUUAUAGUUGCAAUGAUCCCAUUGUUCUUGGGUGAGAAGAGAGAUGACACAGGCAGUCAGCGGGAGGAAAAGAAGAAGAGAGAUGGUGAGACGGAGGAGGAAAAGAAGAAGAGCGAAGAAGCGAAGGAGAAGCAUGCCAAGCGCAAAUACCUGAUGCUCCUAGGAAUCCUUGUGGCGAGUGUCACCUACCAAGCUGGUCUGAGUCCACCUGGGGGAUCUUGGCAGACCGACAGUGAUUGGUACCGCGCAGGCAACCCGGUCCUGCACGACAACAGGAGGCCCCGGUACCUUGCUUUCUUCUACAGCAACUCCGCCUCCUUUGUGGCGUCCAUUGUUGUCAUCGUGCUGUUGCUACUACCAGAACAGUGGCGGGGCAAGAAGGUUCUGUCGCUCAAGGUCAUGACCACGGCGAUUUUCCUGGAUUUGCUUGCUCUCCUAGGGGCAUAUGCAGCCGGCUCCAGCAGGGGGUGGAAGACGUCAAUGUAUGUUGUCGCACUGAUCGCCGCCGUACUGGCCUACGUUGCAAUCCAUAUAAUACUGGCAUUGUCAUGUCCACAUCAGCAACAGAGUACCAGCGUUCAUGUCGAUGCCUCUCAGUCACCGGAGCAGACGAACCGGGGAUUUCAGACACAAUGUGCUCAGUGUGCUCAGUGUGCUCUACAGUCACAGGAGCAGACGAACGGGGGGAUUCAGUUAGUAUGA